Messenger RNA from Uranotaenia lowii, 662 nucleotides. RefSeq lists its product as uncharacterized. The record is from RefSeq and is a predicted model, not a curated record. The transcript is spliced from 2 exons. NCBI's taxonomy places the organism in Eukaryota, Metazoa, Arthropoda, Insecta, Diptera, Culicidae. Bases 102 to 488 code for a protein of 128 amino acids.
AAGUGCCAUUCGUGACGCGCUCACUGAUCGUGAGAACAGAAACAACCACGUUUUUAGCGUACUAGAACUAGCACCACGUCGUUCGUCCACAGACAAAGGCGAUGACUAAUCGAUCUGAUGAAGCCAUCAAUUCGGCAAUCAGUUCUAUCAGCAAUCAAUCAGUGACCCCGGAACAUUUUGUGAAUCGUUCGGUACCGGUUCUUUUCACGUCGCGGCGGGGUCUCCGGAUCCGGAAGUUCCACUCGAUGCUUAACACUGGCCAGGCCAGCUACACGGUUCAGUUUUGUGACCUUGAACGAUGGACCAAUCAUUUCAAACUGUCCUCGGUCGGGCUGACCCCGGAAAGUUCAACGACGAUGGAAUCCUCGAAUCUCAUCAAACAGCAGCAACAGCAGAAAAACGUUAAAUUUGUGCGCCAAUCACCGCAAAGUCAACACGAGCAGCAGCAGCUGCAAAACGUUGGUUCAAUUAAUCGAGACAAUGGAUAGCAUCGUCAUCGAUGGCGGCAGGAAAAAAAUCGCCCAAUUCAGCAAAUACUUCCGACGACGAAGGCGACAAAGACCCCGUUUGGGUAAUGGGAAAAACCGUCAAUUAAUUAUGAAAAACCUCCCACCACCUUCCUAGUGCUGCGCUAUCGCAUCGAGAUUUCUAUUUCUACGACU